AUGGCCCCAGCAAAGAAGGUAGUGCCUCAAGUUCCGGAAACUGUGCUUAAACGCAGAAAGCAAAGAGCUGAUGCGCGCGCUAAGGCUGCCCAAGCCAAAGUUAAGCUUGCCGCUAAAAACAAGGAAAAGAAGGCUUUGGUUUUCAAGCGUGCUGAGAAGUACGUUCAGGAAUACAGAAACUCCCAGAAGGAAUCCUUGAGACUCAAGCGCGAGGCUGAAGCUAAGGGAGACUUCUACGUUCCAGAUGAGCCAAAGGUUGCUUUCGUGAUCAGAAUUCGCGGUAUUAACCAGAUCCAUCCAAAACCAAGAAAGGCUUUGCAAAUCCUCCGCCUCCGUCAAAUCAACAAUGGAGUGUUUGUUAAGUUGAACAAGGCUACUCUUCCACUUCUCCGCAUCGUCGAGCCAUACGUUGCUUGGGGAUACCCCAACAACAAGUCGAUCCAUGACUUGAUCUACAAGAGAGGUUACGCUAAAGUUGACGGACGUCGCGUCCCAAUUACUGACAACACCAUCGUCGAGCAGAAUCUUGGAAAAUUCGACAUCAUCUGCUUGGAAGAUCUUGUUCACGAAAUCGCCACUGUUGGACCACACUUCAAGGAGGCCACCAACUUCCUCUGGCCCUUCAAGCUCAACAACCCAACUGGUGGAUGGACCAAGAAGACGAACCACUUCGUCGAGGGAGGAGACUUCGGAAACCGGGAAGACCAGAUCAACAACCUUCUCAGAAGAAUGGUCUAA
Messenger RNA from Caenorhabditis bovis, 738 nucleotides. Lineage: Eukaryota; Metazoa; Nematoda; Chromadorea; Rhabditida; Rhabditidae. The record is from the annotation of a GenBank genome assembly.